AUGCCCUUAAAACGCACGCCCCCGAAAUCCCCCCGAAAUGUUAAAGGGAAUCAAAGUACGAUGGCUACUAUUGCUACUGUGGAAGCUCAAGGGACUACCACUACAAAGACGAAUCUAACGCAAGAGUCAUCUGAUGCAACAGCAAAGGCAAAAUCGAAAUCGAAAUCCGUACUCCUACAUAGGGAGUUUGGUGACUCUCUUGAUCAGGGCUCUGAAGCUCUCGCCUCGCAGCGCAGUAAACGAAAAUUCGAAGGUGAUGAUCACAGCGAUAUGCGUUCAUUUAUGGCCGAUAUGAGAAUAUAUUUUUCAAACUUUACUAAAAACCAGGAUGAGAAGCUUCUGAAUUUGCAGGAAUCAAUUUCGGAUAUUAAGACGCAGAAUGCAGAAAUAUUUAAAUCUAUCGAAUUUAUAUCUAACAAAUAUGAUCAGCUCUCAGAAAGGCUCAGAAAGUUGGAGGAGGAAAGAGGGGAAAAUUAUAAUUAUAUCUCUGCUAUAGAAGAAAGAUUGGAUUUUUUUGAGAAGAAAGGUCGAUCAACAUAUGUUGAAAUUAGAAAUAUACCUAAAAUUCCUAAUGAGACAAAGGAAUCACUAACAUCUUUGAUUGAGAAAAUUGGAAGUAAAGUAGGUGUCCCGGUUGAUCACAGAGAUAUAAAAGAUAUUUAUCGAAUAAACUCAAAAUCCAUUGAAAACAAACCUAUUAUAAUGGAGCUGAAUACAGUUGCAAUAAAAAAUAACUUCAUUGUCUUCUCUAAGAAAUUCAACAAAUUGCAAGGAAGCGAGCACCUUAACACCCAGCAUCUUCAGCUAGCUGGGCCUCCUAAAAAGAUAUAUAUAAGUGACUUCCUCACCCCGAAACUGAGACGUUUAUUUUAUCUAGCACGGGAGUUUGCAAAGGAAAAUGACUUUAACUACUGUUGGUCUUCGAACGGAAAUAUCUUUCUCCGCAAAAGAGACGGUUCCUCUCAUAUUCGUAUAAAUACUGAAAUGGAUCUGAAGAAACUACAAAAUAUAAGGUGA
This is a messenger RNA of Diatraea saccharalis (sugarcane borer), 1017 nucleotides long. The record is from the annotation of a GenBank genome assembly. NCBI's taxonomy places the organism in Eukaryota, Metazoa, Arthropoda, Insecta, Lepidoptera, Crambidae.